Messenger RNA from Ilex paraguariensis (yerba mate), 261 nucleotides. NCBI's taxonomy places the organism in Eukaryota, Viridiplantae, Streptophyta, Magnoliopsida, Aquifoliales, Aquifoliaceae. The record is from the annotation of a GenBank genome assembly.
UACAUCGAGAAACCACCCACUGUGGAGAAAUGCAACCUGCUGGCCAAGCAGUUGCUUUACACUAUUCUUACUAGCAUUCCUGGUCGAUGUGAGUCAUUUUGGAAGGAAGUUGAUUACGUGAAGCACGUGUGGAAGAACAGCCAGGAACUGAAGGUUGAGGAUGCUGACAUUGCUGCUUUGUUUGGGCUGGAGUGCUUUGCAUGGUAUUGUGUUGGUGAGAUUGUGGGAAGGGGAUUCACAUUCACUGGUUACUAUCCCUGA